AUAACGAAUCACUAGGCUCAAGCGGUAUAUAUAAACAGAUUUGCCUCUUUAAUCUCUCGAUUUCGUUACGACGACACACAAAAGGUUUCGAAAUCAGAUAGAGAAAUGGAUAAGGAGAAGGAACAGCUAGAGAGAGUGGGUCCAUUGGAGGAGCCACUGAUGAAAAACAUUGUAACAGAAGAGGAUUCACUAUCCAUGUCAGAUACAGAUAGCGAGAUACCAGAUUCUCCCGUUCCCAUCAAUGCACCGAUCUACCGUAUUUUUGGACGUGAACGACCGAUCCACAUGGUUCUCGGCGGAGGUAAACCUGCGGAUGUGUUGCUAUGGAGGGACAAGAAGGUCACGGCAGGGUUAGUGGGUGUAGUGACUGUGAUCUGGCUCUUGUUUGGUUUCGGACAUUGUCGCCUUCUUACAUUUGUUUGUCGUGGAUCGAUUCUAUUUCUGCUUCUCUCAUUCGUCUGGUCCAAUGCCCUCAACAGGUCUCCUGAGAAGAUAGUGGAGAUUUAUAUCCCUGAGAAGCCAUUACUCCAAGCUGCUUCUGCAUUUACAUUUGAGGUUAACUGUGCUCUUGCAACGUUAAGGAGCAUUGCUUUAGAGAGAGACAUCAAGAACUUUGCACUGGUACUACUUUUUAGUCUUUUUGUUUGUUUGUUACAUCACUCUCUGAAAUUAUUUACAUUUGUUUCUGAAACAAAGGUAGUCAUAGGACUUUGGCUCAUAUCUAUCAUCGGAAACUGGUUCAGCUUCUUGACAUUGCUCUACAUAUGUUUUGUAUUGAUUCACACGGUGCCAAAGCUGUAUGAGAAGUACGAAGAUGAGAUUGAUCCAAUUGCUGAGAAGGCUGUGAUUGAGAUGAAGAAGCACUUCCAAGUUUUUGAAGCCAAGUUCUUAAGUAAGAUCCAUCAUUAG
Eruca vesicaria subsp. sativa (arugula) is the source of this 909-nucleotide messenger RNA. The record is from the annotation of a GenBank genome assembly. Lineage: Eukaryota; Viridiplantae; Streptophyta; Magnoliopsida; Brassicales; Brassicaceae.